Molecule: messenger RNA, 670 nt
Organism: Triticum urartu
Lineage: Eukaryota; Viridiplantae; Streptophyta; Magnoliopsida; Poales; Poaceae
Source: RefSeq, a predicted model, not a curated record
AUGGUUGUGCUCAUGUUUGCUUUAAUAGAACAGAGUAGUAUGAUGUCCCCGGGGUAUGAGGAUUUGCUGGACGUGUGUGACUCAGAAGCACUCAAAGCCCUUUGGCAUGCUUCUUUUCUUGGGACUAAACUUCUAGGACUAGUAUCAGAUCAAUGGAAGGAGAUGGGAUGGCAAGGGAAAGAUCCAUCCACAGAUUUUAGGGGUGGAGGCUUUAUCUCUUUGGAGAAUUUACUUUACUUUGCUAAGAACUAUCUAAAAUCCUUUGAGCAGCUCCUUUGUAAGCAAAAUGGUGACAAAGCAUUGUGGGAAUAUCCAUUUGUUGUAGCUGGAGUAAAUAUUACAUUUAUGCUCAUUCAGAUGCUUGAUCUUCAAGCAGGUUUGUACUUUACACUUUUCUGUGCUUCUUGAUUAGUUGAUAGAUUUACUUCUAUGUAAACCUUCCCUCGGGCAAAUUUUCUAAACUGUGAAACUGGUUUUACAAUUGCAAAUAACAUAUUUCUCCAACAUGAUUCCAAGUCUGAAUUCUUUAGUCAAGUCUUCGUUUGCAAUGACGCUGAUACGUCUCCAACAUGUCUAUAAUUUUUGAUUGCUCCAUGCUAUAUUAUCUACUGUUUUGGACAUUAUUGGGCUUUAUUAUCCACUUUUAUAUUAUUUUUGAGACUAACCUAUU